AUUUCCGGGUCAGGGGUCACAGCCCGGACGGUCAUGUGAUCGGAAGAUGGCUGCCGGGCCGGGGGGCCUGUGAGGGAAGUGACGGUUCCUGGUUCGAGCGCCAGCCUAGGGGAAGCGGGACGGGGCGGCUCGGCUCGGCUCGGCUGGCGCUAGCGCCUGGCGUGGAGGAGGCCCCGGGCCGGGGGAGCAGCCCGCCCUCCGUGCCUGCAAGGAGAGCCCGAGCUGGCGGGGCAAGAGCCGGCCCCUGCCCGUGUCCGGACUCGGGGAGAGAACCGGCCCUGGGCGGGAGGCCGCCAGCGUGAGCGAGGAGCUGGCUGGGGGGGCCCGCCCCCGGCAUCCCGGGGCGUGGGGGACCCGGUCCUUUGGGCUCGUGACUGAGAACCUGGGGUGGGGGGAGAGGCUGAGACUGAGCCCCCAGGACUGCGGGAAUUAGGGGUACCUGGAAAACGGCGUGAAGCUGAUCUCUAGGGGUGCUGAGUGCGUGGCUGGGGCUGAGGAAUAGCUGAUCCCGGGGACUGAGAACCAAAAGAGAUGGGGAACUAGCUUGCCAGGCACCUUGGAUGAGGAGGGCUGACUCCCUCCCCUCCCGCUACACCCCCCAGAGACCUUGAGGUGGGAGGCCCUUAGCCCUGGACAGGGGUUGGGAAAGGAGGCAGUUCCUUCAGUGGCAGAAGGGAUCCUUCUCUUGAUGGGCUCUGGUUGACCUUUUCAUUUUUUGGGUUGGGGGAAGGGUUCCCUUUUCCAUGUCCUUUCAUUCCACCUAUAAAUAUGAUCAGCGCCCCUGAUGUGGUGGCUUUUACCAAAGAGGAAGAGUUUGAAGAGGAGGCAUACAAUGAACCAUCCCUGCCCGAGGAGUACUCUGUGCCACUUUUCCCCUUUGCUAACCAUGGUGCCAACCCCUGGUCCAAGUUUUCAGGCUCCAAAUUCACCAAGGACUUCAUUCUCAUCUCUGAGUUCUCAGAGCAAGUGGGCCCGCAGCCUUUGUUGACCAUCCCGGAUGAUGCCAAAGUUUCUGGCACUUUUGAUCUGAACUAUUUUUCCCUCCGGAUCAUGUCUGUGGAUUAUCAAGCCUCCUUUGUGGGGCACCCUCCUGGAUGCUCCUACCCAAAGCUAAACUUUGUGGAGGAUUCCAAAGUGGUGUUGGGAGAUUCCAAGGAAGGGGCUUUUGCUUAUGUGCACCAUUUAACUCUUUAUGACCUUGAAGCUCGAGGCUUUGUGAGGCCUUUCUGCAUGGCGUACAUUUCUACUGACGAGCACAAAAUCAUGCAUCAGUUUCAGGAGCUCUCUACGGAGUUCUCCAAAGCAUCAGAGUGCUUAAAGACUGGUAACAGGAAAGCUUUUGCCAAUGAACUUGAAAAGAAACUGAAAGACCUUGAUUACACCAGGACUGUGCUGCACAAUGAAACAGAGAUACAGAAGAAAGCCAAUGACAAAGGAUUUUAUACAACCCAAGCCAUUGAGAAAGCUAAUGAACUGGCAAGUGUUGAAAAGUCCAUUAUUGAGCAUCAAGACCUGUUAAAGCAAAUCAGGUCAUAUCCUUAUAGAAAACUGAAGAAUUCUGAUUUCCAUCCAUAUGAGCCAGAGUGUGAACUGGAUCAAGCUAACGCAAGCUUUGAUCAAGACUCUACUACCGCUAACCCUGAUGAGCCUGGUGAAACACAUCUUUAUGCACGGAUGCCAUCUUAUACCCCUAAACUCAUCAAAGCAAAAUCUGCCAAAUGUUUUGACAAGAAGCUGAAAACCUUGGAGGAACUCUGUGAUGUUUAUUUUUUCACCCAAACUCUUGAUCAGUUAAAUCAAAUAGAGAAAACAUUUAGAGGUGAUGUGUGCUACCUUUUGACAAAUCAGAUCUGUAAAGAACUUUUAAAGCAGCAAAGUAUAACUAACUUUCUUUUUGAAGAUAAGUCUGUUUUAGAUGAAAAACCAGCUGAAAAACAGUACAGUGGUUGCCAGGGAUCUAAUCAAGACACUGUCAACACCAAGUGUUUGGAAGAAUCUCCAAUUCCUAAAGUGUUAAUCAGCUUGGAAUCUUACAAAUCUAGUGUGGAGUCUGUACCUAUCAAGAUGGAGCAGGAGACUGAAGAUUCCCAAGAACCAGGAGUGACUGAACCUAUUGGUUUUGACCAGGAGAAUUUGGAAUACCUUGAUGCAGACAUUAAAGGGAGUAUUAGUAGCGGUGAAAGCAUUGAGGUUUUGGGAACAGAAAAGUCUGCUGCUAUUCUGACAAAAUCUGAGAGCCAGGCAAGUUUGCCUAUCCACCCAAGUCCACAAGUGGUCAGGAGCAAGGCAGUCGGCAGAAGGACCAUCAGUGAGGACAGCAUUGAAGUCCUCAGCUUGUGUCCUUCGGAAUCUUUGAUCCCUGAAGAUUUUAAAGCAAGCUACCCAAGUGCCAUUAAUGAAGAAUCUUAUGCAGAUGAUGAAGGCCGAGGUAUUCACGUCAGCCCAAGUUUAAAUCCGUCUAACGUUGAAGAGAUGGAAGGCAAUUCUGAACAGGAGAAAUUAUUGCCAGUUGAUUCUGCCUGUUGUAUUGGGAAAGAGUCUCCAAACUUUUUAGAGCCUCUACCUGACCUCGCACAUAAACAUUUUGAUGAUGAUGGUGUGGUCAGUAUUCCACCACAGCCAUUUCGGCAGGUGGAUCAGGGAUUUCAUGUGAACUUCACAGACUGUUCUUCACAUGAUGACGUCUCAGGAGGACUCCUUUCAUAUGAACUUGAUACGCAUUACUUAAGCAGUAAAGAGGCCAGUAGAAUUAGCCUGGAUGACUACUCAGACUCCACAAGCUAUGUGAGCAGUGCAGCAUCUACGUGUUCUGAUAAGGCUCCUUCUCCUGCUCAUCCUCUCAGUCACUUUAAUGAAAGGCACAAAAAAAAAGCUGGCCAGAAUGCCUUGAAGUUCAUUAGGCAAUAUCCCUUUGCUCACCCUGCAAUAUAUUCUCUGCUCAGUGGAAGGACACUAAUAGUGCUGGGGGAAGAUGAAGCAAUGGUAAAGAAACUUGUGACUGCUCUCUCCAUCUUUGUUCCUAAUUGUGGGGUGUAUGCCAAGCCUGUGAAACACUGGGUCACUUCCCCUUUGAAUAUCAUGGAUUUUCAGAAGUGGAAGCUGAUCGGACUGCAGAGAGUGGUUUCCCCUGCUGGUGUUAAUAUGCUGCACUCCUUGAGUCGAUACAGCCGGUACAUCAGCAUUCUGGAUGCAGACAGUAAGACUCUACGCUGCCCCCUUUAUAAAGGAACCCUGGUGCCCAUGCUUGCUGAUCACCGCACUCAGAUCAAACGAGGCAGCACCUACUAUAUGCAUGUCCAAAGUAUUCUAACUCAGCUGUGUUCUAAGGCCUUCCUGUAUGCCUUCUGCCAUCACUUGCACCUUCCCAUCAACGAGACAGAAACAGAGGAAUCCAUUGUGUCUCGCAGGAUGAACUUUCUGAAACUUCAUCUGGGACUUGUGAAUGAAGAUGUCAGAGUGGUACAGUACCUAGCAGAGCUGCUGAAAUUGCAGUUCAUUCAGGAACCUGUCAGGGGUAUUAACCCUGUGCUCAGAUUUGACUACGUUCCCAGCUUUUUGUACAAAAUUUAGUAUCAUCUGGGCUGCCCUUCUAUGGCCUCUGAUUUUGAUGAAGAUCAUCUGUGCUUGACUUGGCUAUUUACAAAUAACUGAUAUAUCGGGAAGAAUGCAAAGCAGUCAACAUAUUUGCAAGCAAGAGUCUGCUGUGUAGAAAACAUUGUGUCUGAAGGAACCUGAUUUCUGUGUGACUCCCAGCAGCUGAGAACUGGAUGUGUUGUACCCCAGCAAAGAAACGAGAUCUAAAAAUAUUGGCCACUCCAUCUUUAAAUGUUAAAGGGACACUGUCAACUUUUAAAAACCUUACUAAGAACACCAUUCCUUUCAUGUUCAUGACGCAGUGAGGGUGGGAGAAGUCGGCUAUCCUUGUGGGGUGACAUCUGACGAGUAGUGUCCAGUCCCCUCAGUGCAUGGUAACUUGUAUAUUCAAGGUAAAACUUUGCGUUUUCCUGGCGACAUCAGCGUUGCUAGUGCAUAGACAGAAGUAAAGUAUGAGCCCUGGGGGUUUUGACUGUUUUAUAUAUACAGCAAAAUACAUUUGCCCAAGUGUGGGGGUGAUAUUGAUCUCUAUAUAUUAAAGCUUCCAAGCAUGAUGGAGGCUAAAAAUUACCUGCCCACAUGAAAUAAUUCACAGUGCCCCUUUGCAUUGUCUGUGCUCGUUAAUGGUUCAUGGAAUUGAUUGUUGCUGAGCCUAUGAGCUAGAGAUUGAAGCAUAUAUUCUUCUGUUGACUUCUCAGCUUUGCUGGAAGACGAAAAGGUGUAAGGAGUCCUUCUGUGUCUUCAGACUGCACGGAGGCUCCCCCUUCAGCGUGAAUGUAGAGCACUGUGCCUUGUUAAUUUGCAGCGUACUCUUUUCUUGAUGACCUGGGGAUGGGGAAGGAGACCUACAAGUCUUUAAAGCUUGCUAAGACUUUGCAGCACUGCUGUGGUGUAACCUUGAAGGAAAUAUGCUAGUUGAAUAGCAAUAAGGGCCCCUGUUGGUUGCUCUCUCAGAGUUUAGAGAACGAAUAGUGCAACUCAUCUGAAGCUGCACGCAAAGGGAGGGAUGGGGACAAGGAGCCUCUUAGGGCAGGCACUCAGGAGAGAUCUGGAAUGAAUGUUUUAUCUUUUGUAGUUUUGUGUCGGGGGCUAGAUUUGCAUUGGAUAGGAAAAUGAGUGUAGGCGUGGCGGCAGCGAGUGCUGCUGCUGGCUCUGUCUCACCACUCCAAGUUUAUUUAUUUUUAACGCCAUGCCUCUGCAACUUCUCUACUACCUCUCCCAUAGCAUCCAUUGGAUCGUUCUGGAUGCCGCAUGGAGUACUGCAUUUCACUGAGCCUAUUUGUUGGAUAUUGAGGACUUUCAAAGCUCCACCCACAUUGCAAACUGUGCCAGAACCUUCAUAUUGCUUUUCUGUUGGGUGCUGAAGGAUUCAUGCUCUGCUUUCUUCAUGCAUCCCUUCCAUUGCCACCCCUUGGCUAGAGAUUACCGCAGUACGUCCAAUGCCAGCCCCCCAAGUUCUUUUACGUGAGAGAAAAGUCUUGGUGGAAAAGAUCCCCUUGGUUUUAUUUCUUUUUAGCACUGUCCUCAUCUGAUUCGGGGGGAACAUAGGUUUUACUAGAGUAGCUGAAGUGUGUGUGUAUGUGUGUGUAUUUUUAAACCUGUCUAAUGUGAUUAUGUGAGACAGUGCUGAAAUUGAAUGUAUAUUUCUCUAAUGUACCAGAGGAAGCUGCAAUGCAGAGUGUUGGGUUUGUUAGUGUAUUUUAGAUUCCAUUGAAACUUGAUGCGAUGGCUGCGCUAUUAUGUAACGUGCAUCCCAAACAAAGAGAGGCUCCUUAGAGACAUAUUGCACUGAAUGUUCCUAGCAUCCAUAGUGCUGUAACGCUGACUCCUCCUCACACACAGAAACGUCUUUGAGACCGCACUGAAGCAGGCCAGGGGGAAGCAAUGGGGAGGGACGACUGUUUUAAGUAUUAGUAUCGCUACUGAUGGCUUACAGUGAGACCAGGUCAAACAGGAAAUAGUGAGUUACCACAGGCUCACUAAAGUUGGAGGUUACUUGUGAUUUUUAGCAUGCAGUCAGGAGCCAGUGCAAAGUAGCCUUUUGCUGAAGGGUUGAGCAGUGUAUGCAUGUGUCACAUCAGCUUUACAUGUGUCUGCACACCACGCUGAAGAAUUGUUUGCACGUUUGAAAAGCGUGUUUAAAGAACUUUUCUUUUUCAGAUUCUAAAUGUGACUGCCUGUAUGCAGCUACUGCAUGUGAACUGGGUCUGCUAAGUGAAAGCUAUUUUUAUGCUUGUAUAAAAACACUGUAAUGUACUAGGUGACUGAAGCCACUGCUUGUUAAAUCAAGGAUGUGUCUUAAUAACCUUAAGCCUAGACAAGAUUCCAAGUAGAAAAAGAACAGCUGGGAUCUUAAGUGAAUAAUGCAGGUAAUAUGAUUGUCGUAACCUCUCUGCCUAUUAAUUGACCGAAUGGAAAUAUAUUCAUCUCAAGACCGCAUCUUUGUACUGAAAAAUAACCUGACGCUAAUCGGGAGUGGGGAGGGUAAGACAUACUGAAGUCCUGGGAGACUUUUGUCUCUCCCUAGCUGACAGCUCAGAGCAAUGGAGCAGGACUGGUGAUGGUUGCAGGAUACAAUAUUAUGGGACUUUCUAGUUACAGCAGCCUUCAUCUGUACUCUGUGUAAUCAGACUCCUAAGGUGGUGAAUGAAGAUUCUCAUUUUUCUCUAUGUGCAAAACUGCAUCGGGGUCUAAUGUUCUGCAAGGUGGGGUUAGCAGCAGUUGGGCUUCCACCAAUCUCACUCCCCUGAGCUACCUACCGCAAUGCAAUUCUUAAUUUCAGAAUCUUCCCCCACUUUGGGGGUGAUCCUGGACCAUUUGACCGGCCCCUUUUGCUCCUGAUUAAGAGAGACCCCUAUGCUACACGCAACUUUUAUUUGUUUUAACGUUGAGCGAGCAGUGCAGGUAAACACACUUCAGGAAACAGAGGCUGUUCCACUGAAAGUAGCUAGGCACAGCUGGAGUGGAUCUUAAACCUGAAUUGGUAGAUCCUUGUUGCUUGAGAUUCCCUUUUUCUUUCAUCCACAGUGAGGGGGAAAGCCUACGGAAACCUGAACUGGCUGACAGUGGUUGGAAAGUUGAUGCAACUCUUAGAAGUUGCCUCUCUUGAUUGAAAGCUUUCAGAGUCUAUGGACUUACCGUAUUGUAAGAAUCCUUGCUUAGGCACUUUAAGACAUUACCUGGUCCUUAACCAUGUUGCCUCAAUACCUUCAGCUAUCAGGAACCAUUCGUUAAUUAGGACCGUAAUACUAACGGUCCCCACUGCUGAUCCUGACAUGCACGUUAGUAACUGGUUUGCGCUGCAAAGGCCAAGGUAAGACACCAGUGCCUGUUGAGAUUCAGCCACACUCUUUAGACCGGGCGUGAUACCAGACCCUGCUGGCUAGUAGCUGCUGCUGUACAUUACUAAAUGAGGUCUCUCCCUCUGAAAACCUGCAGACCCAGUGUCGUAUUGUGUUUCUGUAAGUGCCACCAGCACGCACCCCACGACACGUUGCAUGGCUGGCUGUGGGUCCACUUCCUAUUUUUGUGUUGUCUGUGUCAGGGAGACGUGGUUUGUAAGCCCCACAUGAGAAUUCAUCAGAGCAAAGGUCUCCCGUGGCCUUCCAUGACUAGCCAGGACAGCAGGUUGCAAUUACUGUCCUUUAACUUCCCGUGUUUGGAGAUGUUGGCUUGCACUCUUAAUUACCCUAGCCUCAUGCUUUCAGAUACAACAAUUAGGAUGGUCAGCCAUACGGAGGGAGGUGAUGUUAAUUCUCUACCAGCUCUGUUUCUCCGAGAAUAGUGCUCAGAUUUACCUUAAGCCAGUAGCAAUCAUUUCUAAGCAGCUCAAGAGCUGUUUUGCCUUUCAACUAGAAGAGGGAAGCUCUGCCUGUGCUAUGGCAAUAGUAAUAGAUCACUUUUUAAGGGGUUGGACAUGUGGCUGGGGUUUGAAAGCCUGUAGGACUGACUGAGGACUGUGCAUCGCAUGAUGUUCUCAGUUUUCAUUAGGCAGCGGACUCGGUGUGGUCAGAAAGCCUGAUUGUGCAAGAUACUGAGUGCCCAACUCAUGUUCAGACUCAGUGCCCGGGAGGUUUGGGCCCCAAAUGGAUGGCAGGGAGCUGCUGAACACAUGGGGCUGCUGUUGGGUUACAGCAGUUACAAAAGCCAACCGUCCCAGUGAAAAGCUAGAACAAGUGUUAGAACUGGAAAUUCAGUGAGCUGCAAAGGAGGCUGGUCCUGAAAUAGAGCUCCUGUAGUCCACUGGACCCCGAGUGAUUAGUGCUACGUAAGGGCUUACGUUGGCAUAGCUUCGUCUCAGGGGUGUGAAAAAUUUCUUGGUCGACAGAAGAAUUCUUCCGUCGACCUAGCUACUGCCUCUCAGGGAGGUAGAUUAGCUACAGCAAUGGGAGAACCCCUCUCAUUUGAGUAGUGUCUACACUGAAUCACUAUAGCUUUGCCACUGUAGUGUCUUUAAGUGUAGACGUAGCUUUAGCCAGCCAGCGACAGAGAAAAGACUGGACUGCCAAGACGUUUUAAAGUGAGAGCCUAGAACCUGCUACCAUAGCUUGAGAAAUCAUAAACCUACUACAUACUGGUUGCUGAGAGAUGCAUUUUAACUGGAAGGCAGAAGCACAGGGUAUCUGGCCUCUGGGCAGGGUAGGUCAGUAGAUGAAUGGGGCUGGGCUAAGACCCGCCUUUGAGAGCGGUGAGUAGGCUGUGAUGAAUUCUCGUCUUAUUUUAAAGCACCAUAUCUUAUUACUGCAUGUCAAGUUCCUUGUCUGUACCUGGGUACAGAGCACCUGCAUCAAUAGCUAGACCGAGUGUCACCUGGAAGAAAUCCAAGCUGCAUAUUGUAAUGUGUGUAGUGAUGUAGGUGUGGCUGCACAAGAGCUUAACCGAUGUUAACACCAAAUGAAUCGUAGGAGAAAUGUACUUUUUAAAAAAAUUAUUUAUUUGGGUUCAGAUAUUUUUGAAAUUCAGAAAAAGUUGGUUGUAUUUUUUAAAGCUUAUUCUUGUCAUACAUUGUGGUUACAUUCUAAUCUGACUGUGCUUAUUAAAAAAUGGUCCUAACGAA
Messenger RNA from Chelonia mydas (Green sea turtle), 8650 nucleotides. RefSeq names its product SMCR8-C9orf72 complex subunit (gene SMCR8). NCBI's taxonomy places the organism in Eukaryota, Metazoa, Chordata, Testudines, Cheloniidae. The record is from RefSeq and is a predicted model, not a curated record. The coding region runs from base 769 to 3570 and encodes 933 amino acids. The transcript is spliced from 2 exons. Gene Ontology annotation, cellular component: guanyl-nucleotide exchange factor complex. Gene Ontology annotation, molecular function: GTPase activator activity.